AGGACGCGUGUUGCUUCGCCCAGCGAUCGGCAGAAGUUGGGAGAGUUGGCGUCCGCCUCCCGCCUGCCGGACUUGGGAGCCGCGGCUAGAGCCGGCGAGCCCGCGGGGCCGCCUCCCUCCCGCCCAGCCCGCCGCGCAGGGGAGAGGGGCGCGGAGGGGGUCGCGAGCUCGACCAGAACUUGGAAGUGUGCGAAGGGAUGCGAGGCAGAUGAGGAGCGAGGAAACGUGAACAAAGUGGCGACCGCAGGAGGGACUCCACGGAGCUCGAUUGUCGCGGAGGACGCUCUGGGAGAGGGGCUGGCUGGGGAUUUUUUAUACCCCUUCCUCUCGCAUUCUUUGGCUCUCUUUUAAAGCCACACCAGCCCUCUCUCUUUCUUUACUAUCUCGAAUCCCCAAACCCUUGCUGGCUCUUAUGGGCAUGAAACACUCCUCCCGCUGCCUGCUCCUCCGGAGGAAAAUGGCGGAGAACGCAGUCGAAAGCACGGAGGCGAGCAGUGCCCCCCCUCAGCCCCCUCAGCCUGUCAUCCCAGCCAAGUCCGUGCAAUGUGUCCACCACGUGUCCACACAGCCCAGCUGCCCAGGACGGGGCAAGAUGUCCAAGCUGCUGAAUCCCGAGGAGAUGACAUCAAGGGACUAUUAUUUUGACUCCUAUGCUCACUUUGGGAUCCACGAGGAAAUGCUGAAGGAUGAGGUGAGGACCCUCACGUACCGGAACUCCAUGUACCAUAAUAAGCAUGUGUUCAAGGACAAAGUGGUGCUGGAUGUCGGGAGUGGCACAGGGAUCCUCUCCAUGUUUGCUGCCAAAGCAGGGGCCAAGAAGGUGUUCGGGAUCGAAUGUUCCAGUAUUUCUGACUACUCGGAGAAGAUCAUUAAGGCCAACCACCUGGACAAUGUCAUUACCAUAUUUAAGGGUAAAGUGGAGGAGGUGGAGCUGCCUGUGGACAAAGUGGACAUCAUCAUCAGCGAGUGGAUGGGCUACUGUCUGUUCUAUGAGUCCAUGCUCAACACGGUGAUCUUUGCCAGGGACAAGUGGCUGAAACCUGGAGGGCUUAUGUUUCCAGACCGGGCAGCUUUAUACGUGGUAGCAAUUGAAGACAGACAGUACAAGGACUUCAAAAUCCACUGGUGGGAGAACGUCUAUGGCUUUGACAUGACCUGUAUCCGGGAUGUUGCCAUGAAGGAGCCCCUGGUGGACAUCGUGGACCCAAAGCAAGUGGUGACCAAUGCCUGUUUAAUAAAGGAAGUGGACAUUUACACUGUGAAGACGGAAGAGCUGUCCUUCACAUCUGCCUUCUGCCUGCAGAUUCAGCGCAACGACUACGUCCACGCCCUUGUCACCUACUUUAAUAUUGAAUUUACCAAGUGCCACAAGAAAAUGGGCUUUUCUACAGCCCCUGAUGCCCCCUACACUCACUGGAAGCAGACCGUCUUCUACUUGGAAGACUACCUCACUGUCCGGAGGGGGGAGGAAAUCUAUGGGACCAUAUCCAUGAAGCCAAAUGCCAAAAAUGUGCGAGACCUCGAUUUCACAGUAGACUUGGAUUUUAAAGGACAGCUGUGUGAAACAUCUGUAUCUAAUGACUACAAAAUGCGUUAGCACAUGUGGGAAGCUGCAGAGAGCAAGCGAGAAGAGGCACUCACUUCAGCCUGCCACGCUGCCCCAGGAAUACUGUUAGGAGGACCACACUCGACAACCAGAGCUUUCCACUCUGCCUUGAAGAUUGGUGAACUUGCCAGGGCUCUCCGGGGCCCCACCAUGACGGGGAGCCCCCAGCUCCUCUGCUCUGCCCCCGGAGCCCUUCACAAAGGCGUUGCUGUUGCCUGUUGUGCAUUGGUGGGAGCUCCGAGGAUGGAAACAUACCCAUGUGCCCCCAUUGUCCUCCUAAACUGACUCUACGGAUCUUCCAAGUUUUGCAUGCUGCAGACAUCUAGGACAGGUUGCUUCCACUAGAACCUGGAGACAUAGUGUCUUUGAUAGCAUAAGCCAGAUUUCCCGUCUGUGCAGUGGUGAGUGUGUGCGUGUGUAUGUGUGAGUGUGUGCGUGCGCGCGCACGUGCUAGUGUGUGUGCAUACAGCAUAUAUAUUAAUUUCCUUGCCCACAAACAUCUGUAUAUGCAUGCAUAUACAACUAAGUGGGCGUACUUGGGCGUUCAUUCUGAGGGGCGUGUGCGCAUGUGUAUGCGCGAGUGUGGAUGUGUGUGCCUAGAAUCUAUAUUACUCUCAGAGGAGGUUCUGUUGCUUUUGAAUAGGAAUUUGUUUCGUGAUUAGUUUUCCCCACCCCGAUCCCUUAACAGAUGUUACGCAGCUAUGAAACAUUCUGUGUUCUAGCUCUGGUCUUGUUUUGACUAGACUGUGGCUCUGAAUCCUGAGCACAGUACCACGGGCUCUGUGGGCGCUCAAUAAACACACAUGAGAACGAA
Peromyscus maniculatus bairdii (prairie deer mouse) is the source of this 2420-nucleotide messenger RNA. RefSeq names its product protein arginine methyltransferase 8 (gene Prmt8). Gene Ontology annotation, cellular component: plasma membrane. Gene Ontology annotation, molecular function: protein-arginine omega-N monomethyltransferase activity; histone methyltransferase activity; protein-arginine omega-N asymmetric methyltransferase activity. Lineage: Eukaryota; Metazoa; Chordata; Mammalia; Rodentia; Cricetidae. Gene Ontology annotation, biological process: peptidyl-arginine methylation, to asymmetrical-dimethyl arginine; chromatin remodeling. The record is from RefSeq and is a predicted model, not a curated record.